This is a messenger RNA of Penicillium daleae, 927 nucleotides long. RefSeq lists its product as uncharacterized. The transcript is spliced from 3 exons. Gene Ontology annotation, molecular function: protein binding. The coding region runs from base 1 to 927 and encodes 308 amino acids. NCBI's taxonomy places the organism in Eukaryota, Fungi, Ascomycota, Eurotiomycetes, Eurotiales, Aspergillaceae. The record is from RefSeq and is a predicted model, not a curated record.
AUGGCUUCCGAUCUAGACCAGCUCAUCGAGAUGGGCUUUGACAAGGAGAGGGCAGAAUUGGCAGUUAAAAAGACCGGUGGCUUGCAAGGGGCGCUUGAAUGGCUGGAGGAGAAUCAAGACAAGUCCCUGGAAGAGAUCCAAACGUCUCAGCCAGCUGAAGAUGAGGAACCACCGGCUCUCAAACCUGGUGAAGAAGCCCGCAGCUUGGUCUGCAACGAGUGUGGCAAGAAGUUCCGGAGCCAGGCGCAAGCAGAGUUCCACGCCUCCAAGACCGAGCACACCGACUUCUCCGAAUCGACCGAAGAACUCGCGCCUUUGACGGAGGAACAGAAGAAGGAAAGACUGGAAGAGUUGAGGCAGAAGCUCGCCGCUAAGCGCGGUGCGCAGGCCGAGCAGGACAAGGCCGAGCAGAUAAAGAAUGAGAACAUCCGUCGGAAAAACACACAGGAGAACCAGGACAUUAAGGACGCGUUGGAAAAGAAGCAGAGACAGAAGGAAGAAGCGAAGAAGAGACAGGAGAAGUUGGAUGACAGGGCACACCUUUUGCGCGUCAAAGCACAGAUUGAAGCCGACAAGGAAGAGCGUCGUCGCAAGGCUGAGCGCGAACGUGCUGAGCGUGCUGGCGUAGCAGUUCCUCAAGCGCCACCUGCGGCCCCUGCCCCUGCCGCUGGUCCUGUUGCAUCCAAGCCUGCCUCUGCUUAUACUGAGACUCGGCUGCGCUUCCAGACUCCCAAGGGUAAUAUCAUGAAGACAUUGCCCGUCAAUACGACUCUGUUCGAGGUUGCCGAGGCCCUUAAGCAAGAUGACGGCCUUGAGGUCCAAAGCUUCACUCAGACAUUCCCCAAGAAAGUCUUUGAUGCUGAAUUCUUCGGAGAGACAUUGAAGGAUCUUGGUCUCGUGCCUAGUGCUAGUCUCAUCGCUCAAUAG